CUAUCCUUCACUCUCUUCCUUGUUGUUCUUCUUCUUCUUCGGCUUCUCCCUUCACUUUUACCUCCCUUGGAAAGAAUAACACACUCUCACAUCUCCCCGCCUUCCCUCUCACUCUGCCCUCCUGUAUCCUGUAUUUCCCCUCCCCCACCACCAUAGCGCUUCGACUCUCCAAAAUUCCCAUUUACUCCCCCACCUAAAAUGCAGGUCCCAUUGCUUCGUCUUCAGUGUGGUGUCAACAGUUAUGACUGGGGCAAAAUCGGCCAUGAGUCUGCGGCCGCCAAAUAUGCAGCUACCUCGUCUGAUCCCGAAUUCUCGAUAGAAGCAGAGAAGCCUUAUGCAGAGCUCUGGAUGGGCACACACCCCUCCCUCCCCUCCAAGGACUUGGAAACCAGGCGGACUUUGCUCGACAUGGUGCAGGAUAACCAGGCUUUGAUGUCUACUGAGGUCAGCGAGCGAUAUGGUGGAAAGUUGCCGUUCCUUUUCAAGGUUCUUUCCGUUCAGAAAGCUCUCAGCAUCCAAGCCCACCCCAACAAGAAACUUGCAGAAAAGCUGCACGCGAGAGAUCCUCGCAACUAUCCGGAUGACAACCACAAGCCUGAGAUGGCCAUCGCCAUUACACCCUUCGAAGGAUUGUGCAGCUUCCGUCCUCUGGCUCAAAUUACCCACUUCCUCAAGGCCGUCGCACCCCUCCGGAACCUCGUUGGAGACCAGGCUGCCAGUGAAUUCGAGCGCACCGUCCAGGAUUCUGAGGAUUCGGAAGACCCCAAUGAUACCGCCAAGAACAAGGACGCUCUUCGCAAGCUCUUUACAACAUUAAUGAAGUCGUCUCCGGAUGAUAUCAAAGCAGCCACUAAGGAUCUGGUUGCAGCAGCUCAACAAGCAGACACUUUCGCUACGUCGUCUGAAUCUCCUGAGACAAAUCCUAGCAACCCUGCUGACCUGGCUGCCAUAAUCACUCGCCUUAACAGCCAGUUUCCUGAUGAUAUUGGUCUUUUUGUAUUCUUCUUCCUUAAUUUCGUGAAGCUUGCCCCAGGUGAGGCUAUGUUUCUGAAGGCCGACGACAUCCACGCCUACGUUUCCGGCGACAUCAUUGAAUGCAUGGCUUCGUCCGACAAUGUCGUGCGGGCCGGGUUUACUCCCAAGUUCAAGGAUGUGGACACGCUUACUGAGAUGCUGACGUACUCAUAUGCUCCUAUCGAGGAGCAGAAGCUCCAGCCGACCGACUACCCGUAUGUGGUGCUCAACGCGUCUGCGUACUCGAGUGGCUCGUCCUGUCUUCUUUACGACCCUCCCAUCGAGGAAUUCAGCGUUGUCAAAACGGAGCUCAGAAGACCCGGUGCCAAGGCUACCUUUGAUGGAUUGGUGGGGCCCAGCAUCUUAAUUUGCACGGGCGGGGCAGGAAAGAUCACAGUAGGCCACAAAACGGAGGAAGUUAAGGAGGGCUAUGUAUUCUUUGUGGGAGCCAAUGCCGAGUGCAUUAUUGAGAGCACUGACAGCGGAGAAGAGAAUCCUUUCGUCACCUACAAGGCUUUCUGCGAUCUAACUGGCAAGGAAGAUAUGGCGAACGGCAACUGAAGUCGUACGCAAGGCCAUGUUUCCAGGUUUCUAUCACGACCUUUAGUUCUACAUGAACACUUUAUCUCGGGUUUACCACUAGUCUGGAUCAGUUCAGAUGUAUAUAUAAUCUUAAUCACUUUGUGAGUAG
Messenger RNA from Aspergillus saccharolyticus JOP 1030-1, 1705 nucleotides. RefSeq names its product mannose-6-phosphate isomerase pmi1 (gene pmi1). The transcript is spliced from 5 exons. The record is from RefSeq and is a predicted model, not a curated record. Gene Ontology annotation, biological process: carbohydrate metabolic process; GDP-mannose biosynthetic process. Gene Ontology annotation, cellular component: cytosol. Bases 199 to 1575 code for a protein of 458 amino acids. Lineage: Eukaryota; Fungi; Ascomycota; Eurotiomycetes; Eurotiales; Aspergillaceae. Gene Ontology annotation, molecular function: zinc ion binding; mannose-6-phosphate isomerase activity.